Messenger RNA from Eubalaena glacialis (North Atlantic right whale), 1574 nucleotides. RefSeq names its product sulfide quinone oxidoreductase (gene SQOR). The transcript has 10 exons. Gene Ontology annotation, cellular component: mitochondrion. The coding region runs from base 122 to 1474 and encodes 450 amino acids. The record is from RefSeq and is a predicted model, not a curated record. Lineage: Eukaryota; Metazoa; Chordata; Mammalia; Artiodactyla; Balaenidae. Gene Ontology annotation, molecular function: sulfide:quinone oxidoreductase activity; FAD binding.
UUCCGCCCAGGGCCGGGCGGGUCCCAGCAGAGGCGAGAGCCCUCGCAGGGAGCGGCUGCUUUUGCUGCGCCAACGCUGUGGCCGGAGGCUCUGCGCACCCUUGGCGUGAUCCAGCCUGAAGAUGACCCAGCUGGCCGCUGUGGUGUCUGGCCCCCGUGUCCGACUCUUUGCCUGCUUCCUCAGGCUGGGCUGUCAGCAGGCCAAACCACUUCAGCUUCACACAGGGGCCAGCCUCGCAGCCAAGAACCACUAUGAGGUGCUGGUGCUGGGUGGGGGCAGUGGUGGGAUCACCAUGGCUGCCCGCAUGAAGAGGAAAGUGGGCGCAGAGAAUGUGGCCAUCGUUGAGCCCAGCGAGAGACAUUUCUACCAGCCAGUCUGGACCCUGGUGGGAGCUGGUGCCAAACCAUUAGCCUCAUCUGGCCGUCCCACAGCGAGUGUGAUUCCAUCUGGUGUAGAGUGGAUCAAAGCUAGAGUGGUUGAUCUGAACCCAGACAAGAACUGCAUCCACACAGACAACGACAAGGAGAUUUCCUACAAAUAUCUUAUCAUUGCUCUCGGAAUUCAGCUGGACUACGAGAAGAUCAGAGGGCUCCCUGAAGGUUUUGCCCAUCCCAAAAUAGGGUCCAAUUAUUCAGUUAAGACGGUAGAGAAGACAUGGAAAGCUCUGCAGGACUUUAAGGAGGGCAAUGCCAUCUUUACCUUCCCUAAUACUCCAGUGAAGUGCGCUGGAGCCCCGCAGAAGAUCAUGUAUUUAUCAGAGGCCUAUUUCAGGAAGACGGGGAAGCGAUCCAAGGCCAAUAUCAUUUUCAACACUUCUCUUGGAGCAAUUUUUGGGGUCAAGAAGUAUGCAGAAGCCCUGCAGGAGAUUAUCCGGGAGAGGAACCUCACCGUUAACUACAAGCAAAACCUCAUUGAAGUCCGAGCUGAUAAACAAGAGGCUGUUUUUGAAAAUCUGGACAAACCUGGAGAGACCCAAGUGAUUUCAUAUGAAAUGCUUCAUGUUACACCACCAAUGAGCCCACCAGAUGUCCUCAAGACAAGUCCUGUGGCUGAUGCUGCCGGCUGGGUGGACGUGGAUAAAGACACUCUGCAGCACAAGCGGUACCCAAACGUGUUUGGGAUUGGGGACUGCACCAACCUGCCAACGUCAAAGACCGCUGCUGCCGUAGCUGCCCAGUCAGGAAUACUUGACAGAACAAUUUCUCUGAUUAUGAAGAAUCAAACACCAGUGAAGAAGUAUGAUGGCUACACCUCGUGUCCGCUGGUGACUGGCUACAACCGUGUUAUUCUUGCGGAAUUUGACUACAACGCUCAGCCCCUGGAAACCUUCCCCUUUGACCAGAGCAAAGAGAGACUUUCCAUGUACCUCAUGAAGGCUGACAUGAUGCCGUUCCUGUAUUGGAAUGUGAUGCUAAGGGGUUACUGGGGAGGACCAGCCUUUCUGCGGAAGUUGUUCCAUCUGGGUAGGAGCUAAGGAUGGCUCAGCUUCUGGAUGGCUUGGAGGGAUGGCCAUCCAUCCUUGGAUGGCUCCUGGACCAAAAUCACAGCCACUGAUUGACCGCGAGCAGCAUGAA